UAUGGGUAUGAAAAUUAAACAUUCAAACACAAGUAAUAAUUUUCCUCAACAUGUAAUAUUAAGAAGUUUAAUCGAUGCUAAAUACUUUUGAUGUUUGACGUCACGUAUGUAAUCUACUUGUUGCUUCGCUAUGGAGUCGGAAGCAGGACAUGAUCUCAUCAGUAUGCCUAUGGAUCAUGGGCCUGCUGUUCGAGGAAAAAUGCCCAAAACAGAUGAUGAUAUCCGAAGUCACCCUACGUCCAGAGUCAGCCCAGAUCACAGCUUAAGAGGUGGAUGCCAUCCAGUUAAAAGGAAAAAAUUGCUUUCGGUCAGUCACCUAUUGAUACACCAACACAGGUUUCAGCUGUAUUGCCACAAACUGCAAAAGGCAAACAAAAUUGUGGAAGAGUCAAGAACAACAAGCUCUGGUCCUUCUCACACAACCUCUUCAAGUUUACCGUGGGUUAUUCCCCCACCAACAAAAUAUGUGGAUCCACUGAAUUGCAAGAUGUGCGAGAAAAGAUACAAUACAUCAGACCGUCGACCUCGUACCCUCCGCUGUGGUCACACCUUCUGCACACACUGCCUCACACCUACUGGCAAUAAUUCAAUGGUACGAUCCGCACACUGGUCACACUGGCGAAAGGAACCAUCGGCCAGGCGCCCAGCUCAUGCGGCGAGUUUGAGCUCAAUUGGAGAGCAAGAUGGUUCAGUCUAUGUUUCUAUGGCAGCAUUAACCGCAUUUAAGACCCUCUGUCCCAAGGAAUACUAGCAGUAUCCAUCACGGAAAUUUGGUGUGCAUUUGUAGCAUUCAAGUGAUGUUUUUUACAAAAGUGACGCAAGUACUCUAAGAGUCAAAUGAAAUUUCCGUCAUGCUGUAUUCUUUUUAUUAUUUUUUUUAUUUAGUAUGACAUUUUUGUUCAUGUUCUGUUAUUGAAAUACAUUUGUUAUAUUUGUGUACAUUUUAUCAUUAAUAAGAAAAAAUAAGAACGGUGUAAAUUUUAUUAAUACAAUAGACUCUCUACAGCAAAUUUCAACCCACUGUACUGUGGAUUUUCAGACGCUCCGUAUCAUCCCACUUUCGACAACAAAUAAGUUGUCCCUGUAGAGACACCUUGAUGAGUUUUUUUAAAAAUCAACACUAUGGUGGACUUAUUCUGGGUAGAAACACUAGUGUGACCGCAGCUUAAGCUGAAUGAAAUCGUUUGACACUAGCCAGAAUGAAAUGAUAAAGUGCAAGAAUCACAUUUUUUUUUAGCAACAUAGUAACUGAAAUUACUAUGAUUUAGAGAGGUGUUAAGCUGUUGGCUUAUUUAAUGGUUAAGCCAUCAAAGUGAACAAGCCUAUAAGACAAUUGUACUUUGUUCUCACUUAUAACAUAAGUUGUGCAUGUAGUGAAAGAUUGUAACAGUUAAGAAUGUAUGCCUGCUGCCAGUUUCUUCAAUACUGUUGUUAGUACAAGUCACUCUUGUACCUCUACUUCCAACUCAAGAAGAAGUCAAUAAGUAUCAAAACUGUCGUGUUGAUCCAUCUUUUAAUAUGGGGGUGGCAUGUUAUUGUGAAUCUUUCCUAGUGCCAUGACAAUAAAAUGUAAGAGCACCCAUUGUGGUGAGGUUCUCUAUUUUGGAUCUUGUUCAGUCUCACCAGUGAGUAGUGUGUGGUUCCACCUGUGUGCUUUUAAGUUGUGUUGCUAAAUUACAACUUUUUUUUAACCCUCUGAGUGUUAUGAAUGACAUUAAGGAUUUUAUUCUGGUUAAUGCCAAGCAAUAAGGGGGUUAAGGCUAUCUCGAUUAAUAGUGAAAUAGCCUGCACCAUGUAGUUACUGAGUUGAGCAUUGAUCCACUCUUAGGUUUAAAUCUUAGGUAUAACAUAAGUUGUAGAAUGAACUACAGUGCAGGUAUAGUCCCUCAAAUCUGGGACUCUUGGUACCAAGACCAGACUGGUUUGGAGGAUGUUUUGCUCCCAUAUACUCUUAAUUGAACCGUGUUUUACUUCUUAAAUAACAAAAUAAAGAAAACCACAUUGUAUACUUUAGAUAGAAAAAAAUACUUUUAAUAUUGUUUACGGGAUUGAUUACAUUCCAACUCCCAGAAGCUUUGGUGAACGGAAAACAAAUCACACUUUUGGCUAGGAAAAAGAGACCUCAUUUUUUGUGAAUACCAUUAACAAGUGAAGUAAUAAAACCAAAAUAAUUUUGGUAGUUGGGUUAGGUUUUGAAUGUUUUCUUUGGUCAUUAGGCUAGGUUAAGAAAGGAUAGGUUAGAUUUUAAAUGUUUUCUAUGGUAAUUAAAACUAAACUAUCCAAAAGUAAUGAUUUUUUGACGUGUUCAAAAAUGAAAACUAAACUAAACUAAAUUGAUUUUUCCCUACGUUUGAAGCUUCACCUGCUUAAUUUAAUAAUAUUUCAAACCUACAUUUUAUAUAUAUAUAUAUAUAUAUAUAUAUAUAUAUAUAUAUAUAUAUAUAUAUAUAUAUAUAUAUAUAUAUAUAUAUAUAUAUAUAUAUAUAUAUAUAUAUAUAUAAAAUAAUAGUAUUUUUUUUCACAUAGAUAUUAAAAUCAAUAUUGGGUAAAAUAAACCAAAUAUUUGAGGUAACUUAACCAUGAUGCUGCCUGCUCUCACUUGGCCCAUGUUUAACAAGCAGGAUCUGGCAUAGGUCACCUUCAGUUUUUAGUUUAAAUUGACCAAUAUUAAUUUUAAAUGCUAUGUGAAAACAAUGAUAAUAUCUUAUUGGUACAAAUAAAUGCAUAUAAAGAUAAUCAGGGUAUAGAGCUAUUUAUUUAAUCUACAAUAACUAUUAAUUAACUUUAUUCUUCUUAUAAAGGUCUCCUGACUCAGAAGCUGCUGGCAUAUAAAUUAACUCACUACAGUACAGUACAGUAUUGGGCAACUCUUAACUUCUAUGCCGACUAGAUUUAAUAUUUUCUUUAUUUUAGUACAGUACAGUACAGUACAGUACAGUCUGUAUACAAUGAGGUUAUCUUCAUUUUGUUACUUAAGAAGUAAAAAAAAAAUUCAACUGAGUUUGUGACCAGUAAAUAUAUAUAUAUAUAUUUUUAAUACUGUAUCUGAUUUUGAAGGUCUGUACUUGUACAUCUAAAUAUAUAUAUAAAGCAAUGAAAACCAUUAUAGAGUGAAACCUCUUUAUAACUGACGUCUCUCUCCAUAUAACACAUUAGAUAGAGGUUCAUAUAUAACAGAUUCUCAAUAAAACCGACUUUCAUAUACAGUACUCCGUUAAAUAGAGGUUUUACUGUACUUGUAUAUAACAUUUUAUGUGCACUGCUGUUACCUCAGAUUGAUAUAUAUCUUGAAAUAUGCCAUGUAGUGCCACUAAACUACCAAAUAAAAGUGCUUUAAUAAAUGUU
Homarus americanus (American lobster) is the source of this 3345-nucleotide messenger RNA. Its product is annotated as E3 ubiquitin-protein ligase ORTHRUS-LIKE 1-like. The record is from RefSeq and is a predicted model, not a curated record. Lineage: Eukaryota; Metazoa; Arthropoda; Malacostraca; Decapoda; Nephropidae. The coding region runs from base 131 to 751 and encodes 206 amino acids. The transcript is spliced from 6 exons. Gene Ontology annotation, molecular function: metal ion binding.